AUGAAUUUUAAUACAAAUAAAUAUAAAGAUGAAAUAGCACAAUUAUUAAUUAAUAUUCCACAUAUACGUUCAUAUUAUGCACGUUUUGUACCUACAUGUACAACUCAUAAUGAUUUUUGGUCUCGAUAUUAUUAUCAUUUAUAUAAAUUUGAUGACGAAGAAACACGACGAUUAAAUUUAUUAAAACGUGCACAUGAAAUAUGUAAUGAAAAUAAUGAAAAUGAUUGGGAUGAACUUAAUGAUGAAUCAACAUCGAAAAUCUCAACAUGUAAAACAAAAGAAAAUAGAGAGUUUGAUGAAACAAAUCUUCCUACGUCUAAUAUUAAUACAAUUCCAUGUGAAAAUUCAGCAUUUCUAGUCACAACAACAUCGAACAAAACAGAUAAUGAAUUUGAUGAUGAAUGGGAAACAUGGUCUUAA
This is a messenger RNA of Rotaria sordida, 420 nucleotides long. NCBI's taxonomy places the organism in Eukaryota, Metazoa, Rotifera, Eurotatoria, Philodinida, Philodinidae. The record is from the annotation of a GenBank genome assembly.